This is a messenger RNA of Sphaeroforma arctica JP610, 1071 nucleotides long. RefSeq lists its product as hypothetical. The transcript has 6 exons. The record is from RefSeq and is a predicted model, not a curated record. NCBI's taxonomy places the organism in Eukaryota, Ichthyosporea, Ichthyophonida. The annotation marks the transcript as partial. Gene Ontology annotation, molecular function: serine-type endopeptidase activity; protein binding.
UCAGAUAUUGAGGGCAGUAACGCACAGCUUCAUCUGGAAAAAUUCAGCAGAGCUGAUAAUGGGCUCAAGCUUAUUGUACAAUUGCCGUAUUCUGGAACGAUUAUGGGGGUCUAGGAAAUUCGGGUUCUUCGUUGGCUUUGUCCUCGUGACCAAUACAGCUCUUCAACUACUCUAUCUGGGCGUCUAUGGUCGAAAUGUUUCUCCUGGAGAGGCGGCUGUUCUUGCGAGUGGACCGUACGGAAUUACCUUCGCAAAUAUUAUUCAGUAUUAUUUGGACAUACCCGCCAUGAAGCAUGUGAAGGUGAUGGGGUUUCUUGUAACGGAUAAACUACUGACCUAUCUGAUAGCAAUCCAGCUAUUAGUGGCAUUUCUGCCUUCAACAGCCGUUCCUGUUUCGGCUGGGCUACUGGCUGGUGUGAUAUAUCGUCUGCCCGGGCUCGGACUCGAUCAAAUGUCUGUACCACCAGCACUUGCUGCGUCAAUAAGUGUAGUGGGUUCCGUAUUCUAUUCAAACCCGGCCCGGCCUCAGGGAGAGACGUUGCUAGGCACACGAGGUCCUCAAUCCAGGACAAACAUACGAGGGCCAGCGCCCAUUGCGUUCGUGGCAGAUGAAACUGCUGUCGACCAGAUUGUUAGUAUGGGGUUCUCAAGGGAACAAGCUGUGGCUGCACUUCGAAGGUCGAACAACGAUGCUCAACGGGCCACCCAUUUCUUAUUGCAAUGAAAAAGGGGGUGGAACUGGCACAGGCGUUCGAAAAUACGAAGUAAUUCGCGAAGCAACAAGGCUAGGAUUUGGCCUUUGGCCCAAAAACACGACUCCCGCGGAUCAGGGCGCGAGGGUACACAGACGCAUCGCAACCACACAACUUGGAUAUCGGCUGACGUUUGCAAUGCACCGAGCGACACACCAAGCAAUCCAUGCGAGAAUCACAGCACAUCGACCCAACCUCUCAAGGGGUUCAUCAAAAUUAGAAGUACCUUUGCUAGCCUACCGUCAAUUAUUAGUACUAAGCGAAGUCCAUGCCCAUUGAAUUUCGGCGCAUUGGGAAAUAAAGUCUCGCAACACUCCGA